Messenger RNA from Magnolia sinica, 2307 nucleotides. RefSeq names its product disease resistance RPP13-like protein 4. Gene Ontology annotation, biological process: defense response to other organism. Bases 1 to 2307 code for a protein of 768 amino acids. NCBI's taxonomy places the organism in Eukaryota, Viridiplantae, Streptophyta, Magnoliopsida, Magnoliales, Magnoliaceae. The record is from RefSeq and is a predicted model, not a curated record. The transcript has 2 exons.
AUGACGACCGCAGAACUACGGGAAAUGAUGAAUAUUCGUCGAGAAAUAGAUGGGAUGUUCACAACGUGCCAAGGAUAUGUGAAGGAUGAGCUUGAUGUUAUAACCCGAAAAGAACAUCAGGAGAACAAGGAGAAGAUUGAGGAAAUGAACGAUACAAAAGGGAAGGUCGAGGCUUAUCUGAAAAUUUUCAAACUCAAGAAGCCGCCACCCGAUCUCCAAUCUCAGGGUUCAGCUUCGAAGGGAAAGGGAAAGGUGAAUUGGGAGUACCAAUGUUUAGAGCUUAAAAGUCAUAAGAUGGACAUGAAGCUGGAGAAGAUUCUGGAAGACGCGUCCAUGAAGAGUAAGGAGGAAGAAUUCAACGCCCUACGCAAGCAACUGAAAAUGUGCUUGUUAUGCUUCUCCAUUUUCCCAAUGGAUGCUGAGAUCGUGAAGAAGGUCUUGAUCUAUUGGUGGAUUGGAGAGGGGUUCGUGACAGCGAAAGAGGGGAAGACCGCUGAGGAAGUCGGGGAAGAUUGCUUCAAAGAGCUAGUGGAGAAAGAGUUCAUCCAGCCCGUCUAUAACCGGCGCCGGGGGAACAUCCUGCGGUGCAAGAUGCAUCCUUGGAUCCGUUGGAUGAUCAUCGCACUGUCGAGGAAGGAAGAGUUCUUCAACUUGGAUGAAUCAGGUAUUCCAUCUUUAUCUCCCUCCAAAUCCCACCAUGCAUGCUUAAUUUCAAAAGAUGAAGACGGGCAGCUCGACGAAGCGUUCUUCCUGAGAGAGUCGGAACGCUACUUGCUAACGCUCUUCAACCUCAACGUGACGUUUCUGAGAUUGAAUUUCGGCGUUGACUCCUUACCGAAGUUGAAAAGGCUAGUUGUUUUGCAUCUGGGAAAUUGGCGGGCGAGCGACACCCACGAUCAUUUGAAUGUUGAAGAGCACAAAAUCAAAGACGACUCCAGCCACUUCAUCAAGAUCGAAGAAACUCAAACCUUAGAUAUGCUCGGGUCUUUGGUGAACUUACGAUAUCUGAGCCUACGAGGUAUCUCUGUAAUCACGAAGCUGCCGAGUUCGAUGAGGGCGCUCCGGAAUUUGGAGAUCUUGGAUCUCAAAGGGUGCCAUAACCUGGAGAAGUUAACGGACGAGAUCAAGUGGCUAAAGAAGCUGACCCACUUAGAUGUUUCAGAGUGUUCUGUGCUUGGAUACUUGCCAAAGGAGCUUGGCUCCCUGUCAGAGCUCGAGGUGAUCAAGGGGUUCGUGUUCGGCAGCCACAAGAGCCGUAAUUCAUGUAAGGUGGCAGAUUUAGCGAGAUUGAAGAAGUUGAGGAAGUUGAGUAUCAACAUCUGGCAUGGGAAGGUAUAUGGGGUAGAUUUGCAUGAUUUGUACAAAAUAAAAGGUCUAAGAUCCUUCGCAAUGGCAUGGAGCGUGCCUGUGUUUACGAGUUUCAGUAUUCCUAAAAACGUAGUCAAGCUUGACCUCCGAUGCUUCCCUGAAUCCGAUCCGCCGCCCUGGCUCAACGCCUUCCAUUUGGCGAAUUUGGAGAAGCUCUACAUCUGGGGAGGAAAGCUGGAGACGUUCCACAUCCCGGAAGAAAAGCAGGAGGAGAAGGUCUGGAAGAUAAAAAUGCUACGCUUGAAGUUUUUAAAAGAGAUGAAGCUGGAAACCGUCGACAUUCAGGAACGGUUCCCGCAUCUCGAAUAUUUAGAGGUGUACGAAUGCCCCAACAUUAAUUUGAGCGAUGAGAGUUACAAGCGCGAUAGCGAUGGGGUGUGGGUAAAUGAGAAGCUGGAGGUUUCGCCAGCAUCUCACCAGCUCGCUAUUUCAUUGACGCUUGCUUCUGAUGCUUCUAAAGAACCUUCAACUGUUCCGGAAGGCACUCCAACCAUUCCUGCUGCUACUACCAUUGCCUCCGAUGCUUCCCAUACUGACCAUGCGUCGACUUUGGAGCCUUCUCCUACACCAGCAUCUGCAAUCACUCCUCUAUCCUCUCCUUCUUCUGCUUCUCCUACUGCCACCCAAGAACAUUCUCCUGCAUCUCCCGCUCAUACUAAUACCCAAGAAGCCUCUCCUGCACCUGCCACUCCUACCAUCACCCGAGAAGCUUCUCUUACAUCCCCCGCUCCUACUACCACCCCAGAAGCUUCUCCUGCAUCUGCCGCUCCUACUACCGCCCAAGAGGCUUCUCCUUCAUCUGCCGCUCCUAAUACCGCCCAAGAAGCUUCUCCUGCAUCUGCCGCUCCUACUACCAUCCAAGAAGCUUCUCUUGCAUCCGCCACUCCUACUACCGCCCAAGAAGCUUCUCCUUCAUCUGCCACUCUUACUACUGCCUAA